Schistosoma turkestanicum is the source of this 1194-nucleotide messenger RNA. The record is from the annotation of a GenBank genome assembly. Lineage: Eukaryota; Metazoa; Platyhelminthes; Trematoda; Strigeidida; Schistosomatidae.
AUGAAGUGCCCUAAGUGUCUCGACUUGGGGAUUAAAACAUCUUUCUUCUGUUCACAAGAAUGCUUCAGACAGUUUUGGAAAAUACAUAAGGCAGUACACGAUGUGGAUACCGAUACUUACAAAGAUGAACGUUUCAUCGGAUAUAAAUUUACGGGUCAAUUACGACCUGCUAAGAAAACACCUAAACGAGAAAUAAGGGGUUCUAUUGAAUUUCCAGACUACGCCAUCACAGGGAUUCCUGUCUCAGAACGUCAAGCGAAGAAUUCCCACGAGAUUGCCGUUUUGGAUGACGAUGAAAUUGAAUGUAUGCGUGUCUCAGGAAAGCUUGCCCGUGAAGUUUUAGAAGAAGCAGUAAACGCAGUUGAGAUUGGUGUAACGACAGAUGAAAUCGAUCGAGUUGCACAUGAGGCGUGCAUUGAACGUGAAUGUUAUCCUUCUCCACUGAACUAUUUCAAUUUUCCGAAGUCAUGUUGCACAUCAGUUAAUGAGGUAAUUUGUCACGGGAUACCGGAUAUGCGACGUUUACGAAAUGGAGAUAUUUUGAACAUUGAUAUUACCACAUACCACAAUGGAUUUCAUGGUGAUGUUAAUGAGACAGUGUUUGUCGGUCAGCCUGAUGAUCGUUCAAUUAAUCUAGUGAAAAAUGCUUACAAAUGUUUAGUUAGAUCUAUGGAUGCUGUUCAUCCAGGUAUUAAAUAUCGUGAAAUGGGAGAGAUAAUUUCAAAAAAUGCUUCACUUGGUGGAUUUUCUGUGGUCAAAACUUAUUCAGGUCAUGGAAUACAUCGAUUAUUUCACUGUCCUCCAAAUAUUCUUCACUAUUCACGUAACAAGGCAGUAGGUGUCAUGAAACCAGGACAUUGUUUUACUAUUGAACCAAUGAUAAAUGAAGGUAAUUGGCGUGAUGAAUUAUGGCCAGAUAAUUGGACUGCAGUUACUGUGGAUGGUUUAAGAUCAGCUCAAUUUGAACAUACAAUGGUUAUUUUACCACCACAAUUAGCCAAAUCCAAUGGGAUGCCAAUUGAAGUAUUGACUAAACGUCAUAUCACUGGUGUGGAUCCAUUAAACGGAUGUAAAUUUAAUGAAGAAGAUGCUUUACAUUUUGAACGUUAUGGUAGACCGUAUUUUGUUGAUCAAUUGUACAAAUUAGAUUUGAAUACUGAUUGUACAGUGUUUAAAGAUGUCACUGGAAAUUAG